Messenger RNA from Dermacentor andersoni, 383 nucleotides. NCBI's taxonomy places the organism in Eukaryota, Metazoa, Arthropoda, Arachnida, Ixodida, Ixodidae. The record is from RefSeq and is a predicted model, not a curated record.
UGCUCCAUUGUCACGUCCGGCUACUUUGGAUUGAUCUUCAUGAAAGAGCCGACAUUCAUCCUUCAGAAUCCACGAAAGACAAUGGCCAAGGAUGCUGUGCAGAGGUUGUCGGCUUUGGCUCAGGCCAUAUCGGCACAGUGGUUUGGGAACCACGUGACGCUGUCUGGAUGGAAUAACAUCUGGUUGAGCCGAGCACUCGCCGGAUUCAACAAGUACUCGGCGCUGAAGAAAAUCGACCCCUACUGGGAUUCCGUAAGUCAUCAGUCCCGCCACGUUUAACUUAUCCUAACAGAUUGAAAGGCACGUUACUUGGUUUGCAUAUUACACGUGCGAGUCAACGCAUACAUGUACUGUGAUCGUAGCAGACCUCUGAAUCCUGCACA